Messenger RNA from Temnothorax curvispinosus, 3940 nucleotides. Its product is annotated as diphthine--ammonia ligase. The transcript has 13 exons. Gene Ontology annotation, biological process: protein histidyl modification to diphthamide. Bases 186 to 2300 code for a protein of 704 amino acids. The record is from RefSeq and is a predicted model, not a curated record. NCBI's taxonomy places the organism in Eukaryota, Metazoa, Arthropoda, Insecta, Hymenoptera, Formicidae. Gene Ontology annotation, molecular function: diphthine-ammonia ligase activity.
CCUCUGCUCCAGUCUCCCGUCGUCUAUGGCCCCAUCAGUCUUCAGUCUCCCAUGGGCUGCCGACUGUACCGUGUGAGAGGUUUUCGCCACCGAUUUAACAUGAUUGUCUAAACAAUAAAUCAGCUUUAAUUUUAGUCGUAACUGUUUCUUAAGGAAGAGACCCAAGCAGGAUCAACGAUAAAAAGAUGAAGGUCGUUGCAUUGAUCAGCGGUGGCAAAGACUCUUGCUUCAAUAUGAUGCAGUGUGUGGCAGCUGGCCAUGAGAUCGUGGCUCUAGCUAAUUUGUAUCCUGUUGAAAAAGAUGAUCUGGAUUCGUUUAUGUUUCAAACAGUAGGACAUCAAGGUGUUAAGUACAUUGCUCAAGCUAUAGGCUUGCCUAUAUAUCGUUACCCAACGUUCGGUAAGGCCAACGUGCAAGAGAAAUAUUAUUAUCCUACGGAAAGCGAUGAAGUCGAGGAUCUUUUUAAGCUUUUGAGUACAGUAAAGGAACGUGAAAAUAUAGAGGCUGUGUCAAGCGGUGCUAUUCUUAGUGAUUAUCAACGAAUUCGUGUGGAAAAUGUAUGCAAUCGUUUAGGUCUUAUUUCCUUGUCGUACUUGUGGAGACGGGACCAGAAUGAGCUAUUAGAUGAAAUGAUACAGAGCUCUGUUAAUGCAAUAUUGAUCAAAGUUGCGGCCUUAGGCCUUGAAAUUAAACAUUUGGGCAAAUCUAUAUGUGAAAUGCAACCUCACCUUGUUAAGAUAAAAGAAAAAUAUGGAGUUAACAUGUGUGGAGAAGGAGGAGAAUAUGAAACUUUUACCUUAGAUUGCCCCUUGUUUGCCAAAAGUAUCGUAAUCGAGGAGUAUGAGAGCGUUGUGAACUCGAGGGACGACAUAGCGCCUGUAGGAUAUCUCAGAUUUACAAAGAUCCACUUACAGGAGAAGGACAAUGGAGAAUUGGAGAAGUUAAGUCUAUCGGAAAGACUAAAAAAUGUUUUGAUAAAAUCGCCACAGGAUUACAUUGCAGAAAUUAUCGGGCCUGAGCUACACGAUGGUUGCAAUUUAUCAGAAGAUGAAAAUGACGAGCAUGCGUGUGAAAGCAAUAGUUUGAAAGCAUCGAACUCAGGCCAGUUUCAUCCUCCAAGCCCAAUGGAGAUUUUGUACGAAGAGGAAGAUUGUCCAGACGCGCCGGUCGUCAAUAAAAAUCAAACAGGAUGGUUCUGGUUCGGAGGUAUUGUAGGGAAACAUCCGGACGUAACACCCGCUGUGGAAGAAGCACUGGAAAAACUAAGCACUCUGCUUCAAAACGAAAAUUUGUGCCCAUCUGACAUAGUCGCGGUAACGUUGUACGUAAAAGAUAUGUCGAAUUACAAGGCUAUAAAUGAAGUAUACGUUUCCUGGUUGGGUAAAAGAAAUCCGCCAGUUCGUGUGUGUGUAGAAUGUCCUUUGAACGUACAUUUCGCACUCGACGCGAUAGCAUAUAAGGAAAUCCAAGAGAGCGGCGAUAAAUUGGUCUGUAAGCGGCACACGAUGCAUGUUCAAAGCAUAAGUCAUUGGGCACCCGCCAAUAUUGGCCCUUACUCUCAAGCUGUUCGUGUAGGUGAUGUUAUUUUAGUUGCUGGGCAAAUACCUUUGGUGCCUGGCAAUAUGAAUCUUCUAGAUAUGAAUAUUAAACGGCAGUGCCGUUUAACGUUGAGGCACAUAGAUCGCAUCGUUAAGGCUAUGGAUGCAAAACUUCGAGAUAUAGUACAAGGCAUCUGUUUCCUGACCCAUUCUAGUUACAUAGCAGAUGCGAGGAAAGAAUGGGAAAGGAGGACGAGAAAUGCUAUCGUAGAUUACGUUGUUAUACCAAAUUUGCCACGUGGUGCUCAGGUCGAGUGGUGUGUUUGGGCUCAUAGGGAUAAUAAUCGAUUCGAAUACGAGGAAACAGGAAAAUGUGUGGCUAAUUUUAGGAUAGCCAUCAGACGUAGGUGGAAUUACGAAAAUAAUGUUUCGGCGAUUGUAUGUUACAUGUCUACCGGUUCAUCUAAUUCAACUGGUAAUUUGACAACGGAGGCGAGUUUGCCAUCCACUGAAUGGAAUGCAAAUGAAUUAUCGGAGGCUUUUGAUUAUCUAUUGUGUAAACUCAGGAAAGGCUCGCAAAGUGUAAAUCCAACGUGUAAUUUGCGAAUAUUUUACAAAGUCGGGAGCUUUCCGGGCCCAAACUUCCUUCAUAACGUCCUAUCGAAGUUUUCUACGCAGAAUUUAGUGAUCACCAUUAUACCGGCUACUCACUUACACAAUUUCAGUACUUUGUUAUCUAUAUAUGGUAUUAGGCACGAGUGAAUACUCAAAAUGAUUUUUUACACUGUCAAUUAUUCAUCGGAAUUGGAGCGCACAUUUAGGAUAAAAAAAUUAAUGCUUGAAAAAAACAGUACGUAAGUAAGAGGGCUAUUUUGACAUCGAAAAAAACGUGUUUAAAGUUUUUCGCUUUAUUUUAUAGAAUACUCACGCACGGAGGCAACUAUAUUUUUACUAGCUCUGAAUUACAAUCACAAAAUUGUGUAAAUUUUUGUGUAUUUUUUUCGAAAAACUGCGAUAUAUUGCUUUAUGCGUCUUUUUGCAGUUAUCGCUUCAAUUUUUCGGCCGUUAUGAAGCCAACGCUACUCGAGGGAAAGAGGUUGCAGCGUUGCGACGGCGUUAAUCAUUAAGUUUUCCUACGUGUGCAAAUGAUUCUCGAUGUUAUUUUGCUUCACUGACGUUCGGUGGGCGUAUUUGAGUACUUCUCGCGUUUCAUGCGAGAGACACGGCUGUUCGCUCGACAUUUACUCUGACGAUGUAGUUACAUCGCUGUUUCUUCUAGCUGCACUUUUAUGCAUCUUCUCGCAAGCCCUUCGAAGCCUGAAAAUACAGCCUGCUCCUUUUUGAAUAGAAACAGCAGCGAAGUGCAGCUGAAAGGAAACAGACGCUAUAUUAUCUUGUAUACCGAGUACUACUAGUCAAUGACGGGUCAAGUGCAAUUCUGAGCUGUGAGCCCGUCCCCGUUUAGCGCAUAAGUGCUCUUUAACAACGCGAUUACACGUUAGGUAUAAUAAUACUCGUACGACUUGUACUGCUGAUUAUGCUAUGACACGUUUCGUUUUCUUUUGCUCAAAGUACACCGUUACUUUAUGAUGUAAUCAUGUGCGGAAUGUUAAUUAACGUGUGUGAUGUUUCUCUAAACGAUAUUAAAUUGUGCACAGCCAUUUUAAAAUAACACUCGACAUUUACUCGAAUUCUAAACGAAGGAAAGGAAAAAGGGACGUUUGUUGUCGCGAGGAAGAUAUUACAGGGCACCACGUGGGUGUCUUCGGUAUGAUUUAUUAAUGGGACUGGAACGCAGAGCACAACGUGGAACGUAUUAUAUAUAUUCUUCUUCACAACGAUGUUCUUUGCUGUCACUAAUGCUGCCGAUAUUGCUACAUAAUUGUAUUACCGAUCGAUUGUCUGCGCCACGGGAACGGCAUCGCCCAGAAACCGGAAAGAGAAAUCGGCGAACUCGGUGUAAGAUACAGCAGUUCUGCAUUCUUCGCGCGUAUGCACUGUUUAGAAAUAUCUUGUACAGAUUGCAUUGCAAUACAAACUCUACUAAGAUUAUUCUGACGUAAUAUUAUACAAGGUUGAUGCAACGAUAUGCCAAAGUUUAUAUUUUGCAACUUGCUCAUUUUUUAAACAGUCGCAAUUACUAUCGUUAUUCUGUAUGUGUACAUAAUGCAACGUAAUCUAACACGAUCUUAUAUAAAAAUAUAUCGUAAUUGAUUUUUGACAGCGAGGAGAGAAAGAGCGCACUGUUCAAAAUGUGGAUACUAUGUAAUGAUAAGUAUGUAAAAACACAUGCAAAAAAAAGAUGUUUAUUCGCAUCUAACUCCCGCAACAGAACACUAAUCCGAGGAUUAUGUCGCAAAAGAAGAAUAAAGAGAAUGAUAUAUAUUUUUAAGAAAUCGCUA